GGCGUGCAGUGCGUGGCGCAUGCGUCCUGCGGCUGCCUGGGGACGAGGCUGCUGGCGGGCCGCGGCGAAACAUGGAGCAGGGUUACGGAGGCUACGGGGCCUGGAGUGCUGGAACUGCCAACGCCCAGGGUGCCUAUGGAACUGGUGUGGCCAGCUGGCAAGGUUAUGAAAACUAUAACUACUAUGGUGCCCAAAACACCAGCGUUACCACAGGAGCAAGCUACAGCUAUGGCCCAACUUCCUGGGAAACCAAGGCCAGCGACAGCCUUGCAGCCGGGGGCCCUCCCGUGCACAUGAGUUCUUACGGCCCGGAAUCCUGCAGUGACAACUCUGACUCCCUCAUCGCCAAGAUCAACCAGCGCUUAGACAUGAUGUCUAAGGAAGGAAGCAGGGGUGGGAGUGGCAGUGGGGCAGGCGUGCAGGACCGUGACGACUCUUUUCGCUUCCAGUCCUAUGAGUCAUAUGAGUCCAGGCCCUGUCUGCCCGAGCAUGCUCCUUACCGCCCCGGCUACAACUAUGACUUUGACUUCAGCCUGGGGCCUGACCGUAACGGCGGCUUCAGUGGUCAGUACGGCGAAUGCCGAGACUCCAUGCGAGAGCGUGGCUCCUUCGAUGGCUACAUUCGGGGCCGGGGGCAGGGCCAGAACCGCUUCCAGGACCGCAGCAACACCGGCACCUUCAUGCGCAGUGAUCCCUUUGUGCCCUCGGCGGCUCCCUCAGAGCCUCUCUCUGCUCACUGGACGGAGCUAAACUACGUGGGGGCCCGUGGCCCAGGAGGCCCAUCUCCCAGCAGGCCACCACCUUCCCUCUUCGCACAGUCCGUGGCCCCUGACUUCAGCAUGAUGGGUGUGCAGGGGGCAGGCGGCUUUGACAGCCCCGUGCCCUAUGGAUGUGGCCGUUCUCAGGCGCGGAUGAGGGAUCGGCCCAGGAGGAGGGGGUUUGAGCGCUUCGGCCCGGACAACAUGGGCAGGAAGCGGAAACAGCUGCAGAUGUAUGAAGAGCGGGACGCCAAACAGGCACGAGCUGACAGCGAUGGAGAUUUCUCUGAAAACGAUGAUGGAGCGGCUGACUUUCGUUCAGGAGAUGAAGAAUUCCGGGGCGAGGAGGAACCCUUUGGCUCCAUAAAGCAGAGAGGAGAGAAGGAAGAUGAGGAUGAUGAACUGAAGAGGAGAAGAGAAAAGCAAAGAAGGCGAGACAGGAUGCGAGACCGAGCAGCUGACAGAAUUCAGUUUGCCUGUUCUGUGUGCAAGUUUCGUAGCUUUGAAGAUGAAGAAAUUCAGGAUCAUCUCCAAAGCAAAUUCCACAAAGAGACACUGCGGUUUAUAAGUACCAAACUGCCUGACAAGACAGUAGAGUUCCUCCAGGAAUACAUUGUAAACAGGAAUAAAAAGAUUGAGAAGCGGCGUCAGGAAUUGAUGGAAAAGGAAAGCGUAAAACCAAAAUCAGAUCCUUUCAAAGGGAUCGGCCAGGAGCAUUUCUUCAAGAAGAUCGAGGCUGCUCAUUGCCUGGCUUGUGACAUGCUGAUCCCUGCACAGCCUCAGCUUCUCCAGCGUCACCUGCACUCCUCGGACCACAACCACAACCGCCGGUUGGCUGCUGAACAGUUCAAGAAAGCAAGCUUGCAUGUGGCUAAGAGUGUUUUGAACAACAGACAUAUCGUGAAAAUGCUGGAAAAAUACCUCAAGGGUGAAGACCCUUUCACCAAUGAAAGCGCUGAUCCAGAAAUUGAAGAUGAGACCUUAGUGGGUGAAGAGGAAAAGGAAGAGACAGCUGAGGAGGUAGCCGCAGAAGUAUUAGCUGAGGUGAUCACGGCUGCAGUGAGAGCAGUAGAGGGGAAGGCAUCACCCUCUCCAGAACAGAGUGAAGUCAAGGCUGAAGAGGAAAGUCCCACAGGCACAGCAGAAGCCAGGAGUGAUCCCCCUCUAGAAGAGCCACAAGAAGCAGACACGUCUUACAGGGCACCCACAGAAGAGGAGGGUGACACUGAGGCAGAGGCUGCACAGCUCAGAGGUGAAGCAGAAACUCCAGUUACAGAGGGAGAAAACACAGAAGCAGUUGCCACUCUUGCAUCAUCCCCAGCAGAAGCUGCUGUAGAAGGAAUGGGUGAAGAGUCCAAAGAUGGCAUUUCUGCAGAAUGAGCCUCUCCCUCUUCGGGGUAUAUUGUAUGUGAAGCAUUGCGCUCUUUGGUGUUGUAAGGCACUGCUUAGGGUGUGUUAAUGGAAUAGGCAGAAAACCUACCUUGCUGGCGAGACCCAACCACUUCCUUCAGAAACAGAGGAUUCUGCCAUGAUUUGAAGGCUACAGAAGUUGUACAUUCCCCCAAGCAGCUGUGAGGUUUUGCCAGUUAGUCUGCUAUUGGAUUAGUCUGCUAUUGGAACAAUAAAAGUUAGGUAAUUAAAUUUUGAUGAUACUUCUGCCUGUUUAACUAGUCACUGGUGGCAUGCCUACCCGUACCACACCUCUUUUUUAUUUUUUUUUUUUGGCAAGUUCCAAGAAUGUGCCCUGCCUCCUAUUUUUGAUCUGUGCUUUGGUAGUGCACAUGUAGAUUAUGAUCCUCUCUAGAUGGCAUAAAACCUCAUUUCCAUGGUGUUGGCUCUGGCUGGGAAGCAAUUUCCUGCACCAGGAAGCAUAGCCACCUGCCUUUCAAGAAUGAGGAAACUGCCUUAGCGCACUCUCCCAGUCCUACAUUGCUGAAUUCCCCUUUAAAUCCUUUUAUUAUAAGCUUCAUUUAUGUUCGGCUCUGCAUUGCUUAAGGUUUUUUCCUUUGAGUUAUUUCCAUCUAAAUAUCUUUAUAAAAAGAAAACUUGAUGCCACUCCCAUGAAUGGAACACUGAUGUAUAUUGCCAUAGAAGGACCCGAUCUAUAAAAAUGCAAUAUAAUGAAAUGAAUAUUUCAUUUUAGUAAGUACUGUUUAUUUGGAGGUUUCUUAAUCUGAGAGGAAAUUUAGUCACAGUUCUACUUUUGUAUAAUCAAAAGAAUUAGAGAAAUCUUCCUUUUGAAACAUUGUUGGGUCAGGUUCCCUGUAAGUCUGUGAACUCAUAUUUUGGGAAGCACUGGCCAGUGGGAAAUGGAAAAAAAAGUAAAGUAUUUGUGAUGGGCAUCUCUGUACCAGGUGCUAAUUCAUGAUCAAAAUUCAGAAUAAGAUACGGGCACUACUCUCAGGUAGCCAUAUUGGAGAUACAAGAUUAGUAUCUAUGAAAAAUGCAAAUAACCGAACUAAAAUAAAACUGUUCAAGAAA
Molecule: messenger RNA, 3239 nt
Organism: Sorex araneus (European shrew)
Lineage: Eukaryota; Metazoa; Chordata; Mammalia; Eulipotyphla; Soricidae
Gene: AKAP8
Product: A-kinase anchoring protein 8
Exons: 14
Coding region: 72-2138 (688 amino acids)
Cellular component (GO): nuclear matrix; nucleus
Molecular function (GO): protein kinase A regulatory subunit binding; DNA binding
Source: RefSeq, a predicted model, not a curated record